Molecule: messenger RNA, 4854 nt
Organism: Gadus morhua (Atlantic cod)
Lineage: Eukaryota; Metazoa; Chordata; Actinopteri; Gadiformes; Gadidae
Product: putative methyltransferase NSUN7
Exons: 13
Coding region: 397-3129 (910 amino acids)
Source: RefSeq, a predicted model, not a curated record
UAUUGUGUCAGGAGGGGGCCAAUUACCCGUGGCGGCUUACAGGCCCAGAGAGCCUCACAUGAGCAGACACGGAGACGGAGAAGAUCGCUGUCAUCCGCGAGGGACGGCGUGCGUCUUAUUUACAUUUAGAGGCCGAGUUCGGGUUCAGCUCGCUAGGCAAGCCGUGCGUCUCGCGGUUUCUCCUGUGGAAUAAGAUACGGCUCCUACUUGACUCACACUGACUGACUGACAUAACGGCAGGGAUGGGGGCGAGAACGGCGAUGAGGGAGAACACGUCGUACCUGUCGGUCUCGUGGAGAAAGGCGAUAACCAACGCAGACAUUCUGAAUCUCUUGACGAGUGGCCAUCAAUCCGUGUAGUGAUUUACAGAGAGUGACCUCGCAGGAACCAGCAGCUAUGGACCAGUGCUUUGUGGACCCGGAUCGCGUGUCCCCAGUGACUGAUCCGCCCCGGACCAGUCUGUCCUCAGGAGGAGGGCGGCCCCCCGUCCGCCUGCCACCCUCGGAGCCCACUCCAGCUCACCCUCCUUCUGGCAAGUCAGCCUCAGCCUUUCCCCUGGAGGAUCAGGUGUACCUGGGGGCCGGGGCCCUCUUCGGACGACUCAGGACGGACCGGCCCGUCACACAACAACUACUGCAUUACGGGAAAAAAGAGACGACACCGAUACCCGAGGGCCACGACAAGACCAGACUGAGACAGUCCUACCAGCUGGCCUUCAACACGCUCAAAUACCAAGACUUACUGGAGAACGUCAUCCUCGACAGCUGCUUCCACACGAGUCAACAGAUUCCCGAUGACUUGUUGCCAUUGGCGAUGGUGAUGCUCUUCGACCUCCAGGACAGGAAGUUUGAACUCCUUAAACGUCGUGCAGAGAAAGGGGAGGAGCCUCGGCAAGAUGUCAGGGAACUUGAAAGCUGCUUCCGCAGGUGUGUGUUUAUGUUCACGUGUGUGUUUGUGUGUGUGUCUGCGCGCGUGGGUGUAUGUGUGUAUAUCUGCCGUCUUGUGUGUGUGUGUGUGUGUGUGUGUGUGUGUGUGUGUGUGUGUGUGUGUGUGUGUGUGUGUGUGUGUGUGUGUGUGUGUGUGUGGUUCCUAGUAUGGUCAUUGCAUACACAACCGCCUUGCCAAACCGGUUGUGUGUGUCUGUGUAUGUCCAAGACUAAGCUCGCGGCCUCCCUGGCCCGCUGCAGGGUGAAGCAAAACCUGGUGAGUGUGUCCUGUGUUCUGCCUGAUCCAGUCAGAACCAAUCAGAAGAGGGCCAAGCUGCUGCCCUUCUACGCCUGGGUCAACCCACUAACGAGCAGCGUGGAGGAGGUGUGUGGUGAGCUCCAGGCAGACCUGGGACUGCGUGAGGUGGAGAGGAUGCAGGAUAGCCAGGGUGGCCUGCAGUUCUGCAGGGACCCUCUGUGUGAAGACACUCUGUGCUUCCCCCCGCAGCUGCACACCCUGAUAGAGCAGAGCCCCCUCGUCGCCGGCCAUACGCUCAACGCGCAGCCUGGUCACCCUGUGUGUGUCUAUGCGUCCGUUCAGCACAGAGGCGUGUGCCUCGCAGUGAGCGCGCUGCGUCCUCACCUCCCUGACCACGCUGACGUUCUGGUCGCGGGGUCCUUCUCCGCCUGCACCCUGGCUCAGGUAGCCGUCCACGCCGCUGCCCGAUCGGGGAAAGUGCUCGUGUGCGGGGACGACCACACGCCCUCUCAGAGGGACGAGCUGCAGGAGAUGCUCACACGGAUGCACAUCAACAACGUGCGUGUCCUGCCGGUGGCCUUCCAGAGCCUGGACGAGUGGGACAGCGCCGCCCAGCGCCUGAGGCUCAUGCUGCUGCUGCCCAAGAGCUCCUGCUCCGCCCUCAGUGACCCCGUCCACACCCUGAUCACAGAGCACGGAGACGUUGACGUGCUCCAGGACCUGUCCCAGGGCCCAGUGUCUCAGAGCAGACUGGACUCCCUGGUCCACCACCAGGAGAAGCUACUGGCACACGCCCUCACAUUCCCCAGGGUUCAGUCGGUGCUCUACUGCACGCGCUCAGUGUACCCGCAGGAGAACGAACACCUGGUGAUACGAGCCUUAAACAAAGCAGACACACCUCCAAAACUGGUGCCCUUUAGGCCGGCUCCACCCCUCCUGCCUCAACCCCCUGGGUCAGAGACAACAGACAGCCGGUUCUUCAAAAUUGAGCCCUCCGGACACAGUGAUGGCUGCUUCAUAGCCAGGCUGACCAGAGAGUCGGACGCCACCAAGGUGGAGAAGGUCCAGGACGUGCUGGCGAGGGCGGCCGCCAAGGGCCUGCUGGGGGCCAUGUUCGGGGACCAAUCGCAGCCCAGCCGCAAGGGGAGACGCAGGAAGAGCAGCGUGCUGGCAGCCAAUCAGAAGUCCUGCCCUCCACUCCCUGCACUGACAGAGGACGAGCCUGUCGGCGGGCAGACUACAGACCUAGACCCGGACCCCGGAGAGCACCAAGACCCUGUGGGCGGGCUCAGGACCACCGAUACUCCGUCGAUGACUGAAGAGGGGGAUGAGGAAGAGGACGGGGCCUCUGAUGAAAAGGAGGAAGACGUGGAGGAGGGAAACGACGGGAGCCCAGGUGAGGGAACAGACACGGGGAAAGGGGUGAGGAAGGGUAAGGGCAGGGCCAGACGGCGGACUAAAAGGUCCCACGGGGCGGCAAAGCUCUCCGCGGCCCAGCCUAACCGCACCGGCAGAAAGACCCUUAAGACGAAGUUCAAACCCAAACGUCGACAAGGUCCGGGGCGCACCUUUGAGUCGACUUCAGACCCACCAACGAGGUCCGCCGUACCCCGUCCUACCACCUCUACGGGCCAGGGUAGCACCCCCGUCACCCCUGCGACCUACGUCCUCCAAAUAGGCCCCGGGAAGGAACAGCAAGGGCAGAAAGCACACGCUAAAAAACCCAUGAAGAAAGCUGGCACACCAGGAAGGGUUUCGUCAGCGAGGGGAGCGGGCUCAGCCAAUGAGGUGUCAGUGCAGGACCCGGCGCACCCUUCGGAUCCCGUCCAUCCCCUCGUGUCCUCGUUCAGUAGGAGUUCGUUGAGCAACAGUGCUUCCUCCCAGUCCACGGCGCCGUCAUCCUCCACAUCGAUGUCCUCCACCCCGACACGCUCGCCCUUCUGACACUGGGACUGAGCAGAGCGAAGCGCAAAGACUGACUGAUUCUGAGACCCUUCACAUACAACCUGACUGUAGAUAUACAUAUAUGACAAAUGCAUAGAUCCUUUGACACCGGUAUGCUGUACGCUGUAUGUGUACAUGGAAGACAUACACUGACAUCAAGAGAGUUUCGCAAAUAAUUAAAGUUGUGUACAGACGGAUGGAAGUGUUUUAGUUCAAUGUCACUUGAGGGAAUCUUACAAAUAUCUAUUGCAUCUUUGUUGAUGAGAAGCUGUUAAGUAAUCAAUAAUUUAACACACACGCGCACACACACAGAGUGAAUCCAACGCAAGGUGUCAUGUUUUAUAAUAUUCUUUAUUCUCACAAUAGGUUACGUUGAUAUGGUGUACAAAUCAGUGAGCAGCAAACUGAAGCUGACACAUCCAUCUGUGGCAGGGAUGGUGGCGUGAGUGUGUGACCGUAUUGGUUAAGUGUGUGUGUGCACUAGUGAGAGAGACUGGGAGUCGUUUCCUAUCAUCGUCGUCUUCGUCUUUAAUUACAGUCGCAUCGCUUCCUGUGAACGGAUGAUUACAUGCCAUGUGGCUCCGGAUUAGCAGACUUGUUUCUCAUCUCCUUCGUAAAAAGAGUUUCGGCUCCUUCGGUGGUUUCUAUACAAAAUGGCUUUGUCGAUAUGUUUUACGAUUACCUAUAGUCAGUCAAAGGUAAUGAAAGAAUCAGGGGUAAGGGGCAUCUUGCUGAAGGGGGACUACAAGUGGGCCGUGACAUGCACUGGGAUCGGAGCCAGUUCGUCUUGGCGGAGAAGCCUAACUCUGCAGUACCUAGCCAAAUAAUACUGCAGCCACACAUGGUCAGAUGGUUGGAGCGCGGCCUCAUUAAGCACAUUGAUCCCGGUGAGUAUGAUCCACCUGCUCUGUCGUUCUUCGUAAACCAAGCAAGAGCCUCUUCUUCACAUUAGAUCAUAUAGCAUUAUCGACAACGUUUCACACUGCAGUUAAGCAGAGGCUAGCUUAAGCGGCGUCUCUACAGAGACUGCAGCGUCGGCAACAAAGGAUGAUUCCGGGGUUACGCCGUGUUUCUUUGCUAGUGGAAUUCCCCCCCUGCCCAGAGAGCGGACUCCCAGUCUCGGGAAAACUGUACAAUAGAAGAUGGGUGUGUGUGGGUUGUGGUUUAUUACCUGCCAUUCGGGGGCAAAGAGAAAACUUCCUGUCAGCAUUGUGAAUCAGCAUGGGCUGUGAGACGAUGAGACCACAUUUACAGACUUAAACCUACUCGUCCAAUCUAGUAAAAUAAGUAUAUACCUUUUAUAAAAUAGAAUAAAUAAAAUAAAAAAUAUUUCUGUUCAGUACGUACAGUCCUUCUCUCAACGGCUCCAAGGCAUGCAAGGCUUUGUUGUGGCUUUCCGUUUCUUAAGGUUCAAAGAAUGCAUAGAUAAAAGCUCCCUUUUUGGGAACUCGGAAAAAUGGAAAACAAAAAAUGCAGAUUGAAUUUUUUUCUGAUCAAAAUGAUCAGCAGCAUCUGUUCCGUCGUAUUUGUUCUUUACCUUGAUACUUGCGCUCAUAAUUUUCUUAUCUACAAUAAUGUAUAUCAGUUCUUUACACUUUGGCCAGUUUGGUGAAUCAAAAAAAGGCGUCGCUUUAAAAAAUAGAUAUAAUAAUAAAAGACAUUCAAAAUAACGAAAUAGCUUAUAAAAUGAUUAAUGCCAAAUGGUAAAAUGAUAGAGAUGCUAUG